Messenger RNA from Triticum turgidum subsp. durum (durum wheat), 1227 nucleotides. The record is from the annotation of a GenBank genome assembly. Lineage: Eukaryota; Viridiplantae; Streptophyta; Magnoliopsida; Poales; Poaceae.
AUGGAGCCGGAGGUCGCGGAGGCCGCCCGUGGCGAGGCUGCAUUCUCAAUACGCGCGCUCCACCACAUCGCCCUCGCGGCCGGCGCUAGCGCCAGCAGCAAAAACAUUGCCGUGUCCCCGGUCUCCAUCCACGCCGCGGUGAUGCUCCUUGGUACGGCUGCCCGCGGCGCCACGCUCGACGAGAUCGUCGCCUUCCUCGGCCCCGCCGGCGGCCGCGCCCACGCACUGCUCGCGUCGGAUGUCGCCCUACGCGUGCUCGCCCACAGCGCCGGCGAUCACGGCGGGCCGAAGGUGCGGUUCGCCAACAGUGUCUGGGUCGACGCCGCGUCAGCACGCCUCAAGGCCGACUACGCCGGCGUUGUCGCCGACCAGUUCCGCGCCCAAGCGUACGCAGCGUCCUUCACAACAAAGCCGGAGGAAGCGAGGCGGGACAUCAACCGGUGGGUCCAGGCUGCGACGGCAGGGCGGAUCAAGGGCUUCCUGCCACAGGGCUCCGUCGGCGCCGGCACGCGGGUCAUCCUCGCGAACGCGCUCUACUUCAAGGGCGUCUGGGAGAGCAAGUUCGACGCCCGGCUCACGCAGCAACACAGAUUCUACCUGCUCAACGGCGGCCAUGUCCGCGUGCCGUUCAUGUCGAGUGGCGAGAGCCAGCACAUCGCCUGCUGCCCCGAGUGGAAGGUCCUGAAACUUCAUUCCGCGCCCGGCCGCCGCGGUGUCGAGCACCUGCGGCGGCACUUCGCCAUGUACGUCUACCUCCCGAACGAGCUCCACGGCCUGCCGAGCAUGGUGCGGAAGCUGGCCUCCAGCCCGGAGCUGCUCGAGGCGGGCUCCAUGGACCUGAGAGACAUGGUCCCCGUGCGCGACUUCCGGCUGCCAAAGUUCACCGUGUCGUACAAGACGGAGGCGACGGGGCUGCUGCAGGGCCUCGGGCUGCGCCUGCCGUUCGACGACGCCGCCGCCGACUUCUCGGAGAUGCUGGAGGACUCCAAGGGGUCCCUCGUCGUGUCCAACGUCUACCACCAGUCCCUGGUGGAGGUGAACGAGGAAGGGACCGAAGCGGCCGCGACGACCGCGGUAACCAGUAUGACUUUUACCUGUCCCGCGGUGAUGAGCAGGCCGGUCAAAUACGUGGACUUCGUCGCCGACCACCCUUUCAUGUUCUUGACCAAGGAGGAGCUCACCGGCGUCGUGGUGUUCGCCGGUCUAGUUCUGGAUCCUUCGUCGUGA